Lytechinus variegatus (green sea urchin) is the source of this 3412-nucleotide messenger RNA. Its product is annotated as zinc finger protein 407-like. Lineage: Eukaryota; Metazoa; Echinodermata; Echinoidea; Temnopleuroida; Toxopneustidae. The transcript is spliced from 13 exons. The record is from RefSeq and is a predicted model, not a curated record. The coding region runs from base 67 to 3255 and encodes 1062 amino acids. Gene Ontology annotation, molecular function: DNA binding. Gene Ontology annotation, cellular component: nucleus.
UGCGCUGCAUGCAUGCUGCGCUGAGCUGCUCGCGCGUGGCUUUCUGGGAAAAUUUAUUGUGCGAAGAUGGCGUCAUCUGAAGAUGCAAGUGUGAAGGUUUAUGCUAGGCAAGAUCUGAGUGAGGGACACCGCUAUGGACCAUUCCGAGCCAAGCUUUCAGAGAUUGAGCCCGACCAAGAAGUGGAGAUGGGGCAGUGGAAGAUUUUCGAGCGUGAUGGGAAGAAAUGCCACCAGUUGGAAAGCAACGACUUCUCCAUCCCAGGGUGGCUGAGAUUCAUCAAGACUACAACCAGUGAAGAUGAACAAACUCUUACUCUUAUCCAGCAAGGGAAGGUCUACUUCUUUGAGGUAACCAAAGAAGUGAAGAAGGGGAUGGAGCAUGGUUUGUUGGGGAUCAAAGAUGAAGAGCCCCCUCUCCCUCCCCCUCCUGAUCCAAACAAGAGGAAGAGAGGUCGCCCUCGUAAGAUUAAACUCACUCCAGAAGAACAGGCCAAGUUUGAUGAAGAGAAAAACAGGAAGCUUGAAGAAGCCAAGGCUAAAAGGGCUCAAAUGCUUCUUGAACAAGCAGUUGAUAGCAGUAGUACCCUCACUCCUGGAAGAAGCAGAAAGUGUGUUGUCUGCGGAAUGAGGUUUGUCAACUCGGUUCUCUUCAUGAAGCACAGGAGGACAUGCGGGGUCAUCAAAGAAGUCGCAGGAGAGAAACUAGAUGAUGACGAAGAGGAAGGGGAAGAGGAGGUGGACGUAGGGGAGCGGGAUAUGACUGAAGAAUCGAUGGAAGGGAUUGAGAUGCAGGAAUCCACAGAGAUGGCUCGGUUGGCUGACGGUCUUGAGGAUGGUGAGGAAGGAGCAGGGCAAAGCAUUUUAGAUGUGGCACGGGAGGAAGAAGAGACAUUGGCAAGCUUAACAGAAGAAUCUGCAGCUCAGCCAAGAAACGAAUGGCUUCGUCCUGUAGCAAAGAGACCACGCGGGCGUCCAAGGAAAGACGGGCAGCCACCCAUAAUUCGCAAGAAACGUGGACGCAAGAAGAAGCGACGCAAGUAUGACGAUGAUGACGACUUCCUUGCGCGUGCCGUCCAGAAACGCGAACCUCCUCCUCCAGAAUGCACAGCCACGCCCGACGACCCGGAGAAGUACCCCUUCAGCUGCGAGACCUGCAACAACAACUUCCCGACGCAGUCCUGGUUUGAUCUACACUGCAUGCAGCACGAGGAUCCAAAGAUGCAGUAUCUGAUCUGUAAAGUCUGUGAUGAGGCCUUCAGGUUUCUCAUGACUUACAACACUCAUAUGACUGAGGUCCAUGCAGGAAUGAGCAAAAGAGAACAGACUUUGUCAGAGAAGUUCAGGUGUGAUGUGUGUAAAAGGGCAUUCAGGUCACCCAUUCAUCUAGAGAGGCAUAUCAGAAAGGCUAAUAACGCAGAGCCACCUCCUAAAGGACCAGUGCAAGUGAAGUGUAAGUUCUGUGAGAAGACAUUCACCAUGGAACAAGGGUUAGAGAACCAUACCAUUCGAGCCCAUCCUGAAUACCACAGAUACCAGUGUACUGCUGAUGACUGUUUGGAAACCUUCAUCACAAAGGAGGAUCGAGCCAGUCAUCUUGAAAGUUUCCAUGGUCUAGAUCCCUGUCACAUCUACAAGUGUCCCGUCACAGGAUGUAACAAGGCAUACACAACGGUUUCUUCACUCAACUACCAUUAUGCUCUCAGGCACACGCUGGAAAAGCCAUUUGCAUGUGAGAUAUGCGGCAAGACGUGGGUGAAGAUUGGGAGACUAAGAGAGCAUAUGAAGACGCACAGCACCGAGAAGAACGAGCUUUGUGACGAGUGUGGACGUGCCUUCAAAACAAGACCAGAACUCAAAGAUCACAAGCAAGAAGCACACACAGAUCUUGGCAAGGAGAAGCUUCAGUGUCGUUUCUGCACAGCAACGUUCAGCAGGCGAAGCUCAAGGUCAUAUCAUGAACGCAAGCAUCGCAACGAGACACCUUACAUCUGUCCCAAGCCAGGCUGUAACAAGAAAUUUGUGGCUGUGAUAGACUACAAGAGGCAUUUGAUCUAUCACACAGGUGCCAAGCUUUACAGAUGUCGCUACUGCAGCAACUGCUUCACCCGCAGCGACUACCUGAAGGGCCACGAGAAACGUCACGUCUUGCGAGGGGAGCAGAUCGACACAGCGCCCCCUAUAGAGGAAACAGUGACAAUCAAGGUUCCGUGGCCAAUGGAGAAGGCUGUGAAGAUUCAGGGACAGAACGUGGUGGUUUCCAUUGAACCUGACCCUACCUUGACCGACGGAGAUGUAACCUCGGAAGCGAUGAUUGCUCUUGAUAACCUCCAGCAUGUACCUGUUGAAAUUGCUUCUGAUGAAACUCAGGUUGUCCAUACGACAGAAUCAGGCGAUAUAGUCCAACAGGCGGCUCAACAGGCUAUGACUAAUGAAAUCCAGGGUACCCAGCUUCUCCAGUUUGCCGACGGCACCACCUUCGCCACCAACUCUGCUUCAGCGGCCAUCCAGGAGGCCGUAGCGCAUGCUCAGGCAGCAUCAACCAUGCAGGCGGAAGGUCACGAAGACAUACCAGAAUCUACGCAGGUGCUUCUUCAAGCCGCUGCUGCUCAGCAAGGCAGCGCCCUCUUGGACGGAACGGAGAUCACGAUGGAGGGAGCCACCAGCGAACAGGCUGCGCUGGUUCUGCAGCAGCUGGCUGCAGAGAACGCCCAGGUCAUCUUGCAUCCAUCAGGCCAGGAAGGUCUCUCAACCAUGCAGGCCACUCUACAGAACGAGAACGGAGAAACGAGCUACGUGGUGGUUAACCUGGCCACCCAACCCGACGGCUCCGUGACCGCCAUCUCAUCCGAAGAGGCUGAGCAGCUGGCUCUGCAAGCCGCCGCCAACGGAGGAACCCUCACCACGGAAGAUGGCAGCAUGAUCAUCACCACCACCACUGCGGGUGAUCUCCAGGACUCGCAGGGGACUCAGAUUGCCGUAGCCGAUGGCAACGGAGAAGAGAUUAUGGUGAUGUCGGAUGGGACCUCCAUGGUGAUGUCAAACGGAACCCUGCAGACGGAAGACGGUCAGGAGAUGAUGCUGGUCGUCCAAGAGGAAGAGGAGGACACAGCGGUAAGCGUUGCGCAUGCACAAGUUGAGGAAGCCCCCAAAGAAGCAGCAGAACCCUCGGAACAAGAAUCUGUAACGUUACAAGUUGGAGAUGUCUCAGAACAAGAGCGAACAGAAGCAGAACAAACGCAAGAGAGCCUAGAGUGAACCACCUUGGCAAACAUAUGUGAGGACCAAGCGGAAGCAGAGGCCAUAGCCAGCAAAUAUCACAAACGUUCAAGUUUAAAAGGCCCCCAAAGAAGCUGCAGAAGAAGGAUCUUUAAUGUUACAAGUUAUACCAUGGUCACAUUUGCUCUACGGCGGC